AUCCACCAUGUCGUCCACACAAACCGGCAUGCAUACUUGUACUCUCGGUUAGGAGGUGCAUGCCAAGCAUGGCUGGACAACAUGUUGUCCGCACAUGCAUGCACAGUCUACACAACUUCAUCACAUGGGCCGAUCUUACGGCGGCAUGGAAGAAACGUUUCCAAGUGGAACCGCCCGAGCAUCAGGCGAUGGACAAGCUGCUGACAUUCUCACAGAACAGCAUGCCAAGUGGAGACUGGAUAUCUGAGUUCCAACGUCUGGCAAGCACGCCCAAGCUGUCACUGAACUUCGACGGCAUCAAGCUCUACUUCAUCAAAAGGUCGUGCCUAGCGUUGCAAAAUGCGUUAACUCAGGUCACUGAGAACCUCAACACAAGUGAGGAACUCUUCAACAAGGUCGCGCAGAUCAUUGUGACGAACUUGGAAGCCAAGAACAUUGGUUGUUCGUCGACAACCAGCCAGGGCGCGUAUCAGAAUCAGCCGAAAGUGUUCGUGGUCGCGGCAGCAACGCCAAACGACCCUUCAACUUCAAACGAGGCUGCCUCUUCUGCCGAGGGAGACAGAUUAGCAGCUGCCCAGAAUGGUGGCCGCCCCGCCAAAGGACGAGGGCGCGACAAAACGAAGACAAACACCACUUCUUCUGGGCCCGGACAAGUGGCUCCAGCUCAAGAACCUUGGACACAAUACGACCAACGAGAUAGGCCUAUGUUUUCUUCGCACCGCUGCAACCGAAUCUCAACCCACAUACUUGUCUUCGGACCCCGUGUGGUACGGUUGCUUGACGAAUUCGUCGACAUCUUCGAGUCACCUACCGACGUGGUGCCGGAUCGGCCGAUCUCCCACGAGGUCAUUCUCGAGGCCGGUGUCGUGUCGCCGAAAGGUUGCAUCUAUCGCAUGAGCGAGGAGGAACUUACAGUACUCCGCGCGCAGCUCAACGAUUUGUUGGACAAAGGAUGGAUCCGGCCUAGUAGCUCACCCUAUGGUGCGCUGGUUCUCUUCGUGCGGAAGAAGAACAAGGAUCUUCGCCUAUGCAUCGAUUACCGCAAGCUCAAUGCACAAACCGUCAAGAACGCGGGACCUCUUCCUCGUAUUGACGACCUUCUGGAGCGUUUGGACGACGCAAAGUUUUUUUCCAAACUGAAUUCGAAGUCGGGGUAUCAUCAGAUUUCGAUACGCCCGCAAGAUUGCUACAAAACCGCGUUUAAGACACGGUACGAGCAUUUUGAGUGGAUCAUCAUGCCUUUCGGACUCACCAAUGCCCAGGUGACUUUUCAAGCGGCGAUGACCAACGAGUUCCGUGCAAUGCUAGACCGGUUUGUGCUGGUCUACUUGGACGACAUCCUCGUCUAUAGUCGGACAUUGGAGGAACAUCUCGAGCAUCUUCGACAAGUGUUGGAGACAUUCCGUCGCGCCAAGUACAAAGCCAACCGCGACAAGUGUGAAUUCGUACGUCAAGAGUUGGAAUACUUGGGCCAUUUCGUCAUUCCUCAAGGCAUCAGUCCGUUGUUGGACAAGAUUCAAAUCACCCAAGAUUGGCCAGAGCCGCGGAACGUCACGGAUGUCCGUUCGGUCCUUGGUCUUGCCGGCUACUACCAACGUUUCAUCAAAGGGUACUCGAAGAUCGCAGCCCACUUAUCCAAGCUUCAAUGCGAGGACCGACCAUUUGACUUUGGGACGGAUGCGCGGGAAUCAUUUUUGGCCCUUAAGGCCACAUUGCUAUCAGCGGAAGUCUUGCGAAUAUACGACCCUCUAUUGCCAAUGCGCGUCACUACAGAUGUGUUCAGCUAUGGCAUUGGUGCCAUCCUCGAACAACAUGAUGGCGUGGACGGGCACCCGGUCAAAUACUUCACCAAGAAAGUGUCGGUCGUGCAUUCAAUCGAUGAUGCACGCAAGAAGGAACUUCUCGCCUUCGUCCACGCACUCAAGCGGUGGCAGCACUUCCUCCUUGGUCGACGCCAAUUCCGAUGGGUAAUGGACAACAAUCCGUUGGUCUUUUACAAGACCCAAGACACCGUCAAUAGCACGAUUACCCGUUGGAUGACUUUCAUCGACCAGUUCGACUUCUUUCCCGAUCAUAUUCCAGGGAAGUCAAACCGUUUUGCGGAUGCUCUUUCACAACGUUUGGAUUACUGCAACGCCGUCUACUCGACCUUCGAGAUAGAGGAUGACUUGCGGGACAAAUUCAUCCGCGACUAUCAAGCCGACCCCGAAUUUCGCGACAAGGACGCAAAUUGUUCCUCUCCCAAUCCGGCGCCUUCGCACUAUCGGAUCCAAGAGGGAUACUUGCUCGUUCACUCGCAGGGGAAGGAUCUACUUUGUGUGCCGCAAGAUUCACACUUGCGCACGAGGCUUCUUGGCGAGUUCCACGACGCCCCCGCCACCGGACACUUUUGAGUCAAUUGUAUGAUUGACCGACUCCGCGAGCGCUUUUGGUGGCCCGGUUAUCUCGACGACGUCACGCGCUAUUGUGAGGCAUGCG
Chara braunii is the source of this 2478-nucleotide messenger RNA. Lineage: Eukaryota; Viridiplantae; Streptophyta; Charophyceae; Charales; Characeae. The record is from the annotation of a GenBank genome assembly.